Messenger RNA from Cladocopium goreaui, 4362 nucleotides. The record is from the annotation of a GenBank genome assembly. NCBI's taxonomy places the organism in Eukaryota, Dinophyceae, Suessiales, Symbiodiniaceae.
AUGACCGUAGCAGCCUCUGAGAUUCGGAACAUUUCCGCAUGGCGCUUGAAUAAGGCUGAAAUGAACGAGCUCGCUGAAAGGGUUAAGAAAGGAGAGGAAGAAGCGGUGGUGAAGAAGGAGCUUCAGACCAAGAAGGCUGUGGCCUGCGAAGAGCGUAAGAAGUCUGCUGCGGCGAUUUCUGCCAAGCCUGGAUCCACGGGUCCCAAGGCAAGCAAAAAGACUUCGUCGUCGGCUGCAACUCAGUCAGCCACGGCUGCAGCUGCGACUCCAGACCCAACGAAUGCUGGCUACUAUGCUCUGGUAGAGGCGGACCUCCAGACAAUUUUGCAGGAGUUCCCAGGCAUUGACCAGGAAAUGCCUUUGCCGCUCUCCAAGUCUGAGUUGGACGGAUCCAAGACUGGGGUUCAAGAGCCAUUUGACUUGGAGUCGGCUCGGCAUGCACUUGGGAUUCAUAGAGUUUUUCGUUGCAGCAUUUCCUUGUUCUGGGUUCAGAUCCUGGCGUCGCCCACGCCGGGAAUUCCGAUGAGCCGGAGGAGAGUUCUCGACAUGGGAGAGUUUUACUUCCCGAACGGAAAACCAGCUUUCAUGACAGGCCGUAUGGUGGAGCUUCUGGCCGACAAGUCGGCUCUGAGCGCCAAACCCCAGAACCUUCAGAUGCUGUCGCCAGAAGAGAUUGUGCAUUCGCUGGUGGCUUCCUGCGCUCACGCUGUUCGGCGCAAGGAUGAGCUCUCCGAGGAUCAAUGGAAGGAAUGGAAAGCACAGUGGCGUGCUGUGUUGCUGAGCGUGCCGGCUUCUUUUGUGGAGACACAGGACCCUUUGCAAGGCCACAAUGUGUGGGUCGAGGCAUUCAAUCGGAGACAAGCGGUGAAGCAAGAGCAUGAGUCCAUGAGCAGGACAGCAAUGCAGAUUGCUGUGGAAAUUGACCAGUUCAAGACUAUGUGCGAAAGUUUGCCCAGCUGUAAAUCAAAAUUGCAGCCGGCGCAGCUGGUACAGGAGCUUCACACACUUGGCCUGCUGUCCGUGCAGGGCGGCCGCAAGGAGGAUGACAGCGAUGGCAAAAUCACCGUCAACUUGGUGACGCAAGCUCUGGCCGUCAAAAAGGGCAUUCUCAGCUCAGCGCGGGCAGUUGAACUUUUGCUGGAGCUGGAACAGUUAUACGGGACGCGUUCUCCCUUCCACCAGAUGAGUCGGCUUCACGUUCUUUCGACCAAGCCAAGCACAAAUCAGAUGCGAGACUGGGUGCUGGAGAGCUUGCAUGAUGGCCUGGCCUACGACGUCUUGCAAAUCGGAGAAAUUUCCAAGGGCAGUCUUUCCGGAGACAAGCACCAUACUGGUCUCGUAGGUCUUUUUGAAAUGAAAAAGAAGGUCUUGGACCACUUCUUCGAAGUGCUGCUUCCGAAGAGCGGUAUGGCAGAGGGUGACAGGGCUUUGCUGAAGGAGAAGCUGUCUGCCCAUGAGGUGUACCGGCAACAUUCAGGCGACGGAGAUUGUACCUGGAUGGCGCGGCUUAAGAAGUCCGGCAUUGACUGCUUUCACUUGCUGGAGGACCUGACUUACACCAAGAAGUAUGACAACGGCCUGCGACAAGCCACGAGGUCCGGGGGAGCUCCAGAGGCAGUUCUGGAGCACGAACAGGUGAAAGAACAGGUGAACCAGUUCCUCGCCACCUUGAAGGACGAAGAAGUUGAAGUAAAAGCUUUGGCUGCAGGGGCAGCCGCAAACGCUGCAGACCCGGACCAUGCAGAGGACGAGCUUCAAGAGGUGCGAAAGCCGCCCAGCCAACACUCUGAAGGGUCUGAGAAAUAUUGGAAGGCGGUUGGCAACCAAACUGUUCGCACUUAUUGCUCUCUCCAUGUGCAGCCUAAGACCUUGGACGGCAUCAUCAGUUUGGUGAGCCAAAGUGGUUUGAAAGACUUCCAAGGAGAGGGAGGUGUCAGCUGCGUUCUGACUCAUCUUGACUUAGACGCGCUGGGAGAAUCCAUGGGCCCAGGUCAGAGACCACUUCUCCGAAAGCGCUUUGUUCCCGACCAGUCCGCCCUCAGAAUCUUGUUGCAUGGUUCGAUGAUUGCAAGAAACGGCCAGCGCAAAGGGGACGAGUGCAUGGUUCCGUCAGAGGGUGAACUGGUUUUCGUGCACUGUGGCAUGGAACGUUCCAGCAAAGAAGCAGAAGCCUUGUUCCGACCGGCUGCGGCCAGAAAGGAUCAAGCCAUCGAAGCGGAAAUGAAAGACGUUCUCCUGAUCUUUUCUGACACCUCCAUUCGGGACCGCAAGCAAAGGGUUCGAGGAGCUUACACCUCCAGGUCCACCGCUUGUCUCUUCUCCGGAGCUCCAGUGUCAACCAUGGUCCCGGAGAAGCCAUACACUGACUUCUCAGGGCACAACUUUGGAGAUGUCUUUGGCACCAUUUCCGCCAUGCAGGCAGCGGACCUUUGGCAUCUGACAAGGAAAGAAAAGGAGGAGGUGCUCACCACAGGCAGGUGCGUGUCGCCGACUGACGCCGCUAUGAACAAAGCCAAGGAGGCCUCCAGCGAAAGCGUCUUCAGUGCAGCUUUGUUGCCCUGCUCUUUCUACAGAAGUUUUCUCAAAGCCCACUCUGUGAAAGCUGUGUUGGACCUCAGCACUUCUCGGGGAGAGUUGGCAAAGGCCUGUGUGGCCGAGCGUGUCAGCUACCUCGGGCUGACGCUGUCUGACUCACAUUCCACUCAGGUGGAAAUGAUUCUGACCAACUUUGUCGUCACUCUGAUGCAGACAGAGGGCUCCACUUUCUACCGCUCAGAUACCGUGGCCCAAGGAAAGCAGCAAGAGCAGGUCACCAAGGGGAGCAAGCGCAAAAACGAAAAUUCCAAAGAAGAACGCCCCAAGGCCAAGGCCAAGGGGAAGAAAGAGCAGACCAAAGACGACGACAAAGCUACGGCGCCUGACGCAGACUGUGGCUGCGACCCCGCUGCUCGGAGGAGCCCGCUGAGACCAAGUAGGCUGAUGACCACUGAACGUUCUCGUCGUCGUGGCGACCGCCGUGACCGUGGUGAUCGCCAAAAAGACGAGGAGAAACGGGGUCGAAGCCGUGACAGACGCGAAAAAAAGAAAGGCCGUAGCCGAGACAGAGGGCGGCGUAGGGAGACUGACAAGUCUCACGGCAGCAAGCCUCUCCUAGUCCCAGCUGAAACUGCUCCGCCUCCUGCUCCGUCUGCGGACGCUGCAGCUCCUAAGGCGUCGCACGACGACGAAGAAGGUGAGGAGGAGUCGGUUCUUGCUGAGGACCCACCCGUACAGCCACCUGCAAAGCGCGCCGCGCCAGAGUCCCCGACCAGGGAGGCUGCCAAGGCAGCCCGUCCAGGUCCAGCCAAGGCUGAGGCGGUGGCGCGUCGCGAAGGUGACCAGCCGCCUCACCAAGGUGAGACGUCUGAGCGUGACCAAGGUCACAAACCUGAUGAGGAACACAAAUCUCACCAAGCUUGGUGUGAUGACAAGCGUCACCAAGGUGGGAACGACGACAAGACUCGUCGGUAUGACUGCAGCAUCUGCGGCCGCAAAGUCGGAGGUGGAGUUGCCGGCUCGUGGCAACAUCGCCGGUCAGCUCACCAUUUGGCUUCUUAUGUCUACUGGAACAACAAAGAGACCCUUCCCUGGAAGAAUUGUCUCCAGGAAGGGCAACGCUGGAGCAUGCACCUCUGGGCGACGAACCAAACAGGUCCGGAGGAUGACGCAUUGCCCAACAAGCCUAAGAAAAAGCAAAGGUCUCCAGUUCCAGUGAGAUGCGACCCGGAACGUUCCCGCCGUGACAAAGACCACCAAGUGUUUGGCUCAAUGGUUAGCGUCUGCGACCCGCGCAGCCUGCUGUGUGUAGCCGCGGCGGCCCUGCAGAAGGUCGUGAUGGCGGAGAAGAACCAGAAGAAAGACCGCGGUGACGACAAAGAUCGGUCUCAUAAGAAGGACCGCCACUCAGACCGCGGGUCUGACCGCCGUGGAGACGACUCAAGUCGUCGUGGUCGCAGUCGUGCACGGCGCACUGAGACAAAGAGUCGUUCAAGGAACCGUCGUCGCAGAAGCGUCGAGGCUCCGGGCAAGGCCGUGCUGAGGCCUGCAUCGGCAGAAGCGGCGACGACAGCUGGCGGCGCUGAAAAGCGGCCAGAGGCUAUGGCCUCAGAGCCGGCGCCUCCGGGCAAGUCGGCGCCAGUCGUCGAGCCUGAUGACGACGACGACGACGAGGAAUCCGCCGAGGAAGAAGCACCUCGGGCUGAAGACGCUGAGGUCGAGGACGGACCACGGUCCACAGUGCCAAAAGCAGUGACAGUCGACUCAGAAAUGAGUGCACUGCCUCUACUGCUAAGGCAGCGACGACUGAGGGCCCUGCUGGUUUGA